Messenger RNA from Clunio marinus, 5045 nucleotides. The record is from the annotation of a GenBank genome assembly. Lineage: Eukaryota; Metazoa; Arthropoda; Insecta; Diptera; Chironomidae.
AUGUUGAACAGCAUUGAGCCGACAUUGUCGCCACUGAAUGAUUUGUCAUUAUUCAAUGGGGAGUACAUGUUUGUCGAUCCCGAGUCGAAGCUAUCAAAGUAUGGUCCGAAAAGUUGGCGAUCAUCUCAUACACACGGCCUCGACGCCAAUGGCAAACCUCUUCUAGAAUUUCAUUUUCGCGUGCAAUUUUACAUCGAGAGCCCGCUUAUACUUCGAGAUGAAAUCACGCGACAUCAUUAUUAUCUACAAUUAAAAACCAACGCAGUGCAUCGUGAUGCUCCAAAAGAAUUUUCGGAACAAUCGCUACUUCUACUUGGCGGUUUAUCAUUGCAAGCUGAUUUUGGCGAUUGUCCUGAUGAUCAAAACUCUGAUUAUUUUCGUGCUGAAGAUUACAUUCCUUCUUCAUUGCGCACAACAUGGGGCAUUUCUGCACUGCACUCUUGCCAUAGAGAAAAUCGUGGAAUGUCACGUGCUGAUGCUGAAACCCAUUUUAUUCGCGAAGCAUGUGGACUUCAUGAAGCCAUAAAUGCACACAUAUUUAGAAUGAAAAGCAACAAAAACGAGAGCGGCGUUGGUUCGGCUUUAUUAAUUAUUUAUGCAAAAGGGCUUAAAAUAGUAAAUGAGACAACGCAAACACAACCGAUCACAUUUAUGUGGCCCGCCAUCUCAAAGCUCAGUUUUGAUCGUAAGAAAUUUGAGUUGAGAUCGGGUGAGAGCAAAAUAACGCUUUAUUCAGCUAAUGACGACAAGAAUAAAAUGCUUUUGGCAUUGUGUAGAGAGACGCAUCAGUUUUCUAUGAAGAUUGCACCUCGCUUAACGGAUGCUAUUAAGCGCGACGAAGAAGAGAGUAAUUGCAUUCAUGCAUGCUACCUUUAUUCGCGCACACUCAACUUGCAAUAUAAGAGCAAAAACGAUCAAAGAAUUUCUGUCAUAUCGAGCACAAGCUCGAAUACGACAUCGGGAAUUGUAAGCGAUCGCGUGCACUCCGAAGAUGAAUUAGAGAUAUUAAUCAACACACCACCGAUAGCUGCACCGUCAACUGAAAGUUUAGCACUUGCUCACCUCUUAGAUUGUCCAAGUGUUUCUCGACAAACAUCAUCAGUUGGACAAGUUUCACUUAAAGAUCUUGGCGAUACGUUGGCGGCUUUAUCAGUUCGGUCAAAUACUCGAUCGACAAGUAGCGAAGGAACGGAAACAUUGAAAGAAAAGAGCGAAAAAGAUUCGGAUGCUUCUCCUACAUCACAACAUAAUGUUGGAUCGCAAUGUUCAUCAACAUGUAGUACGAUUGUUGUAGACACGAUAUCUCUUUCGACACCUCUUGGACAACAUGAUGGUAGUGGGCGACGACAAUCGUCAACAUGUAGCAGUUUGGAAUUGGGUUUUAGUCAUACGGCACAAAAUUCAACUGUCAGUGAAGUUACAACAACUUCUACAAAUGAUACAAGAUUUGACAUCACUGAUGAACAUAACGACGAUGAAGAAACAACUUCGGGAGUUUAUACAUUAAACAAUCCAGCACCUACAGAAACGAGUGGCGUUUAUACUAUGAAUAGCAGUGAAUUAACUGGACAAUCAUCUGAAAUUGCUGAGUCAGAGUCACAUGAGAGUUCACACUACGGGAGUUUUCAUCCGAAUAGUGAGAUGGGUGAUAAGAUGAAUGGUAACAUUGAUUCUGUUGAUGGAGAAUUUCGGCAACGACUGAAUAGCGAAGAAAAUCAAUUUCGAAUGAGGUCAGAUUCAAAUAUUAGUGCUGCUGGUUCAUUUAGAGGUGAUGGAAGUGACCCUACUGAUAAUAAGCAUAAUCCGUUAAGUGCUGAAGAGUUGACAGAGUUGAUUGUUGGUCGUGGCACUUAUCCAUCACAUAAAACAGUCAGUGACACAAUGGAUUCAGAUUGCGACUACGUGACAUUGCCAUUACCACUUGAAGGCGAAAGUUAUUUGCAAGGAAGUGAAGAUACGGCACCGACUGAAGAUGAAUACGAGAAUGAUUUACUGGAAGUGACACCACCAGCACCUCCUCAAAGAAUUGACAGUAGAUCUCUUUCAAAUAUUGUUGACAUGCCACAACCUCCACCUUACAAUGCACAUCAUGAAACUACCGGUCUUCGUGGUCCUGACAUUGCACCGGAAAUUCCAUCACUUCCGAUACGAGAAUCACAAAUAUAUCCAAGGAAGUCUCUGAGAUCACUUUCCACUGUGAUUCCACCAACAACAAUUCCUGAAGAAACGCCAGCUAGGUUCAUAACAACUCGACCUCAUAUCAACAUUUUAAAGGCACACAGCAUGAUUGGAGAAUCAGCUAAACCAAGUUAUGCUGCACCAACAGUCAACACCAUAAACAAUUUAUCGCAAUCUCCAUUGCCAUCAGCUAGCUCGUUAGGUAUUCCAAUUGUGCCUUAUCAUAAUCUCCACCCAGCGCACAAAAGCUUCUCCCAUCCGCUCUACCACGAUACAAAAUCUGGUCCGAGAACGUGCGUUCUUUUACCAGUCAUUAAACCCCGAAGUCAACCUUAUGUUCCUCCCCCAACGAUGCCAAGACAACCACCGCCACCACCACCACCGGCACAGCUUGCCACAGUUUACACAAGUCAAUUAGCACGAUCACAAAUUGAACUUUAUCAGCAGCAACUUUACAGCGAUGUUGACUACGUCAUCUAUCCUUUACAAGAUCCCGCUGUUAGCCAACAAGAAUAUUUAGAUUCUAAACAAGGAUCAUUAUUAGCUGCAAUGGCACAAGCUCAUCCACCAUCAUAUUUGGCUUAUCACACUGUCCGAGCUCAUAAUCGUAGCUGGGAUGCAUGCAAAAAUCACGCUCUCUAUCGAAGCACUCCAUUCCUAUCAAUGGCACUUUCUUCACCAUCACGUUAUGCAUCGACACAAAAUCUUUCCGACACUUACGUUCAAUUGCCAGGAACUUACUCGCCUCUCUACAGCCCAUCUGUUGCAAGUUUAUGUUCGUCUUAUGAACCACCACCUCCUGCCCCGCCUUUAAGACAACAUCGUAUCGCACCCACAACAACUGUUUCAUCUAUAUCUUCGUCAGUGUUCUCACGAUCACGAUCUGAUGAUAAUAUUUUGAAUUUAAUAGAUUCAACACCAAAAUCCAGAAGACCAAUCCCCCCACCGCCUUCUUAUGAUAAGAAACCAAUUCGUAAGCCUCCCAUGCCAACACCUGUUGAAGUGCCUGAGAUUUCAGCUCCACCAUCCGUACCAGCAAAACCCACGACACUGAAGACUUCUUCACCUUCGUCAUCUACGAAGACGCCAACGAAGACUUCUAAUAGCUCCACAUUGGAACGGAAAACAUCGGCAAUAGCAUCAAGUUCCUCAUCAUCCAAACCACUAGAUUUAAAACUGUCACAUGUUAUUUGUCCCGAAUCAAACAAAAUCAUUGCUCCGAGUAAUUUAACAGCAGCACAACAACAGGCGAUUGACAUAAGUAUACUUAGAGAGAAAAGCAAAAAUCUCGAUUUGCCACUUAUUUCGGCACUCUGCAAUGAUCGUUCCUUACUGAAACAAACAAAAGCUUUUGUCAUGCCGAAACAUCCGAGAACAGCAAAUCAACAAAUUUCCGCUUCUUUGUCUUCCAAAGCUAAAUAUCCUGUAUCAGGACUUAGCACAACUCAACUAUCAAAAACACGAAAGACCAACGUUAGCCAUCGCCAUCCAAAUGACAAAUUGCCACCACUUCCCGUACAAACUGCUUCUGGUAACAAGAAUAAUUAUGUCAUGGAUCCAAUACCACUCAAACAAAAGACAAAUCAAAAUACAAAUCUUUAAGCUAUAAAUUCUUAGACAUUUAAUGCAUGGUAGCAAGUACACUUGAGUCUAGUUGUUAAUAGACACAAGUAGAUAGAGAUUGAAUAAUAAAUAAUUAAAAUAUAAAAAGUCAUUUUAAAAAUGAUGGAUAAUAAUUCGUUCAGGGCUAAAUAUAAUUCACUUCUAAGUAUAAGUUUUCAUGUGGCAAAACUAACGUACACAAAAAUAUGGAUACAAUUUCAAUUCAUAAAUAAUUCUUCCAGCAGUUUUAUUACUUUUAAUUUUAAUCUAGAAGCCUCUUGAAUAAGUAGUGAAGAAAGAGAGAAAAAAAUGUUUUCGUAGGUUGUGGGUUGUUAUUUUUUUUUAAAGUUCUCAUUAUAUUUUUCUUCAUCAUUACAGAUAUUUACAAUACAAAUAAGAUCAUGUUUGAUGUAAAGAGAAAGAAGAAAUUGUUCAUAGGAGUGUUACAUUCCAUUUGAUUGAGAUUAAAAGAAAGAAAAAAUAUAAGUCUUUCACUUUUUUUCCACCUUCCAAGCUUUAAAAGAGAAUAGAAGAAAUAUACAUUUGCUAUAAACUGAUUUAAUUUGAUGCAUUAUGCGUAGUUUAUGUUUAUCCGGUUUGGAUAUCGAUGAUAAUUGAGGAUUGAAGGAAGGGAAAAUAAAAAUUGGUUUAAAAGAAAUAUUUAUUGCCAUACACUCAUCAAGAAUGUCUUUAAGUAUGUUAAGAAGGCGGUAAUAGGAUUAUGACUAUUUUAAUAACAUGGAGAUUGAAAUAAAUGCCAUGUCCAAGAGAUGACAUGUUAUGGGGAUUGUACAUGCUUUAAGUCAAGGGUCACAACUAUAAUGAAUGAAACGCAUUUUAUGUCUUAAAAUGUUCCAUCAAUUCUACAUUUAUAAAAGGUGAAAAGAAUGAAAAAUGACGUGACACUUUAUACUGAAAAGUAUUUACAAUCCUCAGCAAAGAAAGGAAGAUUAUAAAUUGAUUUUAAAGAAGAAAUGCUGCUCAAGUCUUGAAAUUAGAAACGAGAAGAAUUAGAAAUCAAGUUUAUUAAAUACCUUUUAAGAAUCAAACUCGUUAUUAUGCAUUAAGAAGAUUUAAUCGGAUGAAAAUAGAAUUUUGAUAUUUGUAAUUUUUUUAUCCAUAACAUUUAAGAUUGUAGUAUUGUACAAUACUGUGCAUAAUUAAGAAUGUUAAUCGUUUAAUUUCCUCUGUAACUUUAUGAUUUAAGUGAUGCGAAAGAAAUUUUCAAAAAUACUUUCUGUAAUUCAUAUUAAAAGAAUAUCUAC